AUGACAAACACUAGGAGUAGAGGUAAUCCCUUACUCCUGUUUGAUCUAGAGCCAGAAAGAAUUAUUCAAACACCAAGAAGGAUGUUAGAACAAGUUCGUGACGGAGUUUCUACUGGGGUUCAAGACCCUCAGAUUGUACCUCCUCCAUCUUUUGAUCCUAAUGCGGCACUUUUGCAAGCUCUAGGAGAUCUACAAAAUGUUGUAGAUAGACAAAAAAAGAACUUAUUAGCAGAAGAAGAGGUCUCAUUGGCUAAAGGAGGACUAUCCAGGACACGACAAGUGGUCGAGCAUCGAGACAGAUUUCAAAGAGGUAGAGUUCCAUUAAUGCCUGCAUAUCAGCACCUAGAGCAAAAUAACAAAAAGGAUACGAUCAAGGAGCCUGUUUUGAAGUCCAUCCCGAGAUCUCGCCCUCCUUUUCCUCAAAGGCUGAAAAAGAAGCAACAAAAGAGUAAGUAUCAAAAAAUUUUAUUUAUGUUAAAGGAACUGUUAGUCAACAUUCAACUUAUAGAGGCAUUAGAGAAAAUGCCAGGAUAUGCAAAAUUCAUGAAGAAUCUAUCUACCAAGAAGAGGUUAGUUAGUUAUGAGCCAGUCAACAAUAUUCAUUACUAUAAUGUUGUAGCUACUAUAUCAUUGGUAGAGAAGAAGGAAUAUCUUGGUGCUUUCACCAUUCCUUGCACUAUUGGAUCUAUCAACUUCACUUGGGCACUAUGUGAUCUGGGAGCAAGUAUCAACCUCAUGCCAUUAAUAGUGUUUAAGCAGUUGGUAUUAGGAGCUCCUAAUCCAUUCACUAUGAGACUAGUGGUGGCAGAUAGGAUAGUUAAAAAUCUAGUUAGUUUUCUAUAUGACGUAUUGGUGGAGAUGGCUUAUUUCAUAUUUCCUGCUGAUUUGUAA
This is a messenger RNA of Capsicum annuum, 891 nucleotides long. RefSeq lists its product as uncharacterized. NCBI's taxonomy places the organism in Eukaryota, Viridiplantae, Streptophyta, Magnoliopsida, Solanales, Solanaceae. Bases 1 to 891 code for a protein of 296 amino acids. The record is from RefSeq and is a predicted model, not a curated record. The transcript has 2 exons.